UAGUAUUAUUAUCUUGCCUUCCACCCACCUUCCAAAUGGUCCAAACCAUUGUCAUUUCUCCCUUUCUUUAUUCACUUUCACAGCUAUUAUCUGAGCCCAAUCCCCCUAUUAUAAAUCCUCAAUAAACCUCACAUUUUUUUUGCAAUACCCCACACCCAAUAGCUAAGGCUUUUUUCUGUUUGUAUAAAAAUCCUUUUUCAUAGCAUUCAAGCAUAUACUACCAAAAACAGAGAAAAUGGCUGCAUCUUCCCUUGUAAUCUCCCCAAGAAAGCUUCGAUCCGAUCUCUACUGUUAUUCCUAUCAACGUGAUGCAAACACCCCACUGGUUAUAUCAGUUCUUGCUUCUCUUAUCGAGAGAACAAUGGCAAGGAAUGAAAGGAUUGCCAAGAACUGUAAAUGGGCAUUGACGAGAAAAGAUUUCAGGAGCAGGGUUUUCGAUUGCCACGAGACACCCGACAUGACGAUUCAAUCUUACCUAGAGAGAAUUUUCCGAUACACCAAAGCCGGUCCCUCGGUUUAUGUGGUUGCUUAUGUGUAUAUCGAUCGGUUUUGCCAGGCAAAUCCUGGGUUUCGGAUCAAUGCAAGAAACGUACACAGGCUUCUCAUCACAACGAUCAUGGUGGCUUCCAAAUAUGUUGAAGACAUGAAUUACAGAAACUCUUACUUUGCACGAGUUGGGGGAUUGACUACAAACGAAUUGAAUAAUUUGGAGCUUGAAUUUUUGUUCUUGAUGGGUUUCAAGUUGCAUGUAAAUGUGAGUGUGUUCGAGAGCUAUUGCAGUCACUUAGAGAGGGAAGUGAGCAUUGGAGGAGGAUACCACAUCGAGAAGACUCUAAGAUGCGCUGAAGAAAUCAAAUCAAGACAAAUUGAAGAACGAAGAUACAAUCAGAUUGCUCGCAUUAUGUUGUAAUUUUUACAUGAACAAUCUGGGAAUUUUCAUCCCCCGGUUUUCCUUUUUGUACAGAUUGUAAGUGUAAAUAUUUGAUGGUUUGCUUGAAAGACUGUAUAAUUUUAUUCCAUGGCUAACUAAUAACUUAUUACAAUUUGCUUUCAAA
Molecule: messenger RNA, 1055 nt
Organism: Gossypium raimondii (Peruvian cotton)
Lineage: Eukaryota; Viridiplantae; Streptophyta; Magnoliopsida; Malvales; Malvaceae
Product: cyclin-U2-1
Exons: 2
Coding region: 236-910 (224 amino acids)
Biological process (GO): regulation of cyclin-dependent protein serine/threonine kinase activity
Molecular function (GO): protein kinase binding
Source: RefSeq, a predicted model, not a curated record